AUGUCGUUCAUUAGAGCUCGCAGUGUCGCUCAGCUUCGGGCUGUGCGAAUUGCUCAACCCGUCAAUGCUCGUUUCUUCUCAUCACCCACCGACGGUUCAGUAAAAACCAGCCCUGCCGAUGCUCCGACUACACCACCCAAGGAUAGCUCCUUGAUCAGAAAGGAAGGUCCCGGAGAAGCAAUGGCUCAUCAUCAGCCAGAUUACGAUGCGACUAUUGAUCAUGCUACCUCGACUUUCUCUCCAGUUCCGAGGCGGGUCAUGGAUGGUAGUGAGCCAGGCGAUGCUGUAGCUGCUGCUGUUCUGUCCGGCGCACCAACCGAUUUGCAAGCACGAACUGUCAGAAUCUAUAAACCUUCGAAGCCCGCGACCCAGUCUGGAACUUGGCACAGUCACCAUUGGCGAAUGGAUUGGGAUGUUCUAGGAAAGGGCCACAGAUGGGAGAAUCCGCUCAUGGGCUGGCAAUCCUCCGGUGAUUUCAUGCAGGGUACUCACAUCAACUUCAAGUCCAAGGAAGACGCCAUUCUGUUUGCGCAGAAGCAAGGAUACGAAUACUUUGUUCAGGAGCCCAAUGAGCGCAAGUUCGUUCCCAAGGCAUACGCCAAUAAUUUCAUGCACGAGCCCAAGAAGCUCAAGCACAUCCGAACCAAAUAG
Talaromyces stipitatus ATCC 10500 is the source of this 651-nucleotide messenger RNA. Its product is annotated as NADH-ubiquinone oxidoreductase 18 kDa subunit, putative. Bases 1 to 651 code for a protein of 216 amino acids. The transcript has 3 exons. Gene Ontology annotation, biological process: electron transport chain. The record is from RefSeq and is a predicted model, not a curated record. Lineage: Eukaryota; Fungi; Ascomycota; Eurotiomycetes; Eurotiales; Trichocomaceae.